This is a messenger RNA of Coniosporium apollinis CBS 100218, 1341 nucleotides long. RefSeq lists its product as uncharacterized. Gene Ontology annotation, molecular function: 1,3-beta-glucanosyltransferase activity. The transcript has 4 exons. Gene Ontology annotation, cellular component: cytoplasm; fungal-type cell wall. Gene Ontology annotation, biological process: fungal-type cell wall (1->3)-beta-D-glucan biosynthetic process. The record is from RefSeq and is a predicted model, not a curated record. The coding region runs from base 1 to 1341 and encodes 446 amino acids. Lineage: Eukaryota; Fungi; Ascomycota; Dothideomycetes.
AUGAAAGCCGUCGCUGCAUUCGUCGCCGUCUCUGCGGCUCUGUCCGCUUCUGCGUCAGCAACUCCAGCAAAGAGGCAGUCUUCCAAGACCCCUGCUGUUGAGGUCCGAGGCAAUGCGUUCUUUGCCGGCGGAAAGCGCUUCUAUAUUCGAGGAGUUGAUUACCAGCCAGGAGCUGCUUCGGCUCAGGAGGACCCGCUCGCCAACCCCGAGACAUGCAAGCGCGACAUUGCGAAAUUCACGGACUUGGGCAUCAACACCAUCCGCGUAUACACCGUUGACAACACCAAGAACCACGAUGAGUGCAUGAGAGCAUUGGCUGACGCGGGCAUCUACCUGGCACUGGACGUCAACUCUCCGAACUACUCCAUCAACCGCGCGGACCCCCACCCCUCGUACAACGAUGUCUACCUGCAAAGUGUUUUCGCCACUGUCGAUGCUUUUGCGAACUACGAGAACCUUCUUCUUCUCUACUCGGCCAACGAAGUUAUCAACGACGAGAAGACACCUGUGUGUGCUCCUUACGUCAAGGCUGUCACUCGUGAUAUCAGACAAUACAUCCGCAACCGCGGCUACCGCAGUAUCCCUGUUGGUUACUCCGCUGCUGAUGUUGACGCCAACCGCUAUGAGAUGGCCACUUACAUGAACUGCGGCACCGACGACGAGCGAAGCGACUUCUUCGCUUUCAACGACUACUCCUGGUGCAAUCCAUCCUCUUACACAACCUCUGGCUGGAGCAAGAAGGUUGAGCAAUACGGCAACUACAGCAUCCCUCUUUUCCUCUCCGAAUACGGAUGUAUCAAAACCGAUCGCACCUGGGACGAGGUCAAUGCCCUUUACAGUGACGACAUGACUCCUGUUUACUCCGGCGGUCUGGUUUACGAGUACACCGAGGAGGAGGCUGGCUACGGCAUUGUCCAGGUCAACUCCGAUGGCACUGUCGAGGAGCUUGACGACUACCAGCCUCUCAAGGAGAAGUUCGCUGAAGUGCCGGUUCCCUCCGGUGACGGCGGGUACAAGCCGAACGGUGGCGCCUCCGAAUGCCCUGCUGCAUCCGCCAACUGGGACAUCUCACCAUACACGGAUAACAGACUCCCUGCUAUCCCCGAGGGUGCCAAGAAGUACAUGACUAAUGGCGCUGGUACCGGUCCUGGUCUCCAGGGAGGUUCCCAGAACGCUGGCACACCAAGCGAAAGCACUGCGACGGCUGGUUCUGGUCAGGCCACUACCACCGCGAGCACGGGCGCCGGUGCAUCUCUCCGCGUGCCAGAUUUCAAUGCCGCGCCGCUUGUUUGCGGGCUGGUUGCGCUCGUGUCCGCUGCUUUCGGUGCUUCUCUCUUGUAG